Molecule: messenger RNA, 1604 nt
Organism: Rhizophagus irregularis DAOM 181602=DAOM 197198
Lineage: Eukaryota; Fungi; Glomeromycota; Glomeromycetes; Glomerales; Glomeraceae
Source: RefSeq, a predicted model, not a curated record
AAAUAUGGAUUCACACUCCAACCUUAGGUUGGGAAUUUUAAGGAAGAAUAUAAAUUUAUUUGUACAAACCUGUAAACUACCAUACUCAGUAAUGAACAAAUGAGGUAAAGGCAAGCCCAGUAUAGGUCAAAUAAAAUAUAAAAGAAGGAUAAAAAGUAAAAGACGCGAAAAUUUUUAGAGAAUUUUAUUAAAAAUGGAAUGGUACCAUGUUUGGAACGCUGAAUAUAUAAACCAUAAACAAGAACAUGACCUAGGAGUGAUAGAACCAGAGGAAUGUUUAGCAUGUGAAAUAUGUAAUCCAAUAGAAAGAGAAGUAUCAGCAGCAUUCAAGAAAUUUUGGGAUGCUUUAUUUAAAUUCGAGGAUACAAUACUAAUGUACAAUAAUGUAACACAUAAAGAAUUAUUGAAUUUAUUAAGUAUGGACAAUAGAGAAAGGGAGGAUACAAUACAUAAGGGAAAAUGUAGGAAUAUAGUAGAUAGAAUAAUUGAAUCAAUAAGGUACAGACAACAACCAAAAAUGAAGGAAAAAGGAUUGAGAAUAAUAAUUGUAGUAAUUGUAAGGGAUUGUAUUGAAGGAAACUUGGAAAAUGAAGUAUUUGAUCGAUUAAUAGGAUGUCCAGAAAUAAUGAAACAUGGAUACAUUUUAGAAGAUUGGGAUGUUGAAAAUAGAUUUCAAAAAUUUUGGGAUUGGUAUAACACGAUAUUGGAAAAUGAAAUGAAAGCAAUACAUGUUAAGAAGUUAGCAAUGAAGUUAUUCAGGGAUCUAUUAUAUGAAGAAACAGAAGAUCUGUUGAGGAAAGAAGAGGUAAUUGAAUUAUUACUCCAGAUAGAAUAUCAGAAUAGAUGUGAGACAGACACGCAAGAAGGAGGUGAUGCAUGGAUAAGAUAUGUAUCAAAAGUAAGACAAAGAUUUAUUGAUACCAAACAAUUUACAAGGGAACCUGAGGACCCAGAAAGUGAUAGUCCUGAAAGUUAUGAAUUAGAGGACAGUGAUGGUAGUAUACAUUAUGAAAUAAAAAUAGAGGAUGAUGUCGAAUGGACAGUGGAAUCAUUAAAAAGAAAAAUUGAAGAAAUGGGUGGAAGGUUCACCGACAAAGAUAUACAAAGAAUGUGGGACCUAAGGAUAAGGAUAGAAUUGAUAUUAACAGAGGACUUUUUAGGUACAUUUUUCGAAUUAAUGAGACUAAGUGAUGAAAAAUUAAAAGAUGAAAUAAAUGAAUGGUUAACAAAAGAAACAUUAAUAUGUGGAAAUUGUAGAAAUAGAAAAAAUAGAGAGAAUAAGAAAAUUCAGGAUAAGCAAUAGUAUAAUAUUAACAACGGAAUUUAUGGAAGAAUAUCUCCAGGAAAUUGAUACGAAUGACAAAGAAUUAAGGACGAAAUUAUAUGAAUGGAUAAAUGAAAAUACCACAUUUUGUAAUGAAUGUGGAAUAAGAUGGAUAAACAAUAAAUUUGACGAAGGAAAAACCAAGUGUAGGGAUUGUGAAAAUGACGAAAAUGAAAUUGAUAUCAGGGUUAAAAGAUUAAAACAAAUAUGUGAUGAUAAUAAAAUAGGAAUAACUAAUGGAGAGUUAUUGAGGUUAAUCAGUAUGGGAUAUACUGAUGGA